Messenger RNA from Megalobrama amblycephala (Wuchang bream), 2848 nucleotides. RefSeq names its product transmembrane protein with EGF-like and two follistatin-like domains 1a (gene tmeff1a). The coding region runs from base 766 to 1872 and encodes 368 amino acids. Gene Ontology annotation, molecular function: protein binding. The transcript is spliced from 9 exons. Lineage: Eukaryota; Metazoa; Chordata; Actinopteri; Cypriniformes; Xenocyprididae. The record is from RefSeq and is a predicted model, not a curated record.
UGUUAUUGGUAAUUCAUUGGUAAUUAUAAUUUGUCAAGAUAGUUCUUAAUGAGGCUUAUCUCAUUCAGUAAUUAUUGGUUACUACUCAUUUGCCCUGCAUUACUUCCUUCAUAGGAUUCCUAUUUUUCUUACCUGUACAAAUUUAUCUUUAUGCAUGGCUGCCUUUAGGAAGGGGGGUCUCACACAAGCAGAUCAUCAUAGGCUAUUUGUGAUGGAUUUAUAAAAUAGAGUAAGGAAAAAAUAACAGAGCUCGUUUUUUCUUAAAUGUUCAAACUUUUUGAUGGAACUCCUAAUGAUCUCUUCCUAAAAGUAGGCCAUAAAUAUAAAUAGGGCUAAUCAUGUAUAGACUGUGAAAAAUUAGCCUAUAUGAUAUACUAAAGAUAUACUAUAAAAUUGUAUUCAAAUUAUUUUUUAUAUUUUUACUGUACCAAAGCAAAGCAAAUUAUCACAAUAUAACCUGAAAAAUAUUGACUUUAUUCAUAGCGUUAUUUCCUCCAACUAUUAGGGUCAAACCACAAGGGUUUCACGUGACCAUAUCCUAGUCCGUCUCAUUUUGUUGCUGUGGAGUCCACAUCUCUCUCCGUCUCCGUCUGUUUCUAUGUCCGUCUGUUUGUAUCAUAGCGCAGAUGAAGGGAAGUAAAGAAAACUGAUGCCGUCUCUGCGCGCGCGACACUAUAGGAUAAUUGGAGCGCGUGAGCUGGUGUGAUGCGUCUAAAGGUAUCAGGUCACUGCCCUUUCUUUCAGCCGGGCCGAUGACAAGAAGAAAUGAGCCAUAGUAAGUGCAGCAUCAGCUUUCAUUCAGCAUUCUUCGUCAUCUGGCUCAAAAAGCCGUGUCAGUCGCGCGGAAUCAUCGUAUUCAACCGCAUUAUGUCCAGUGGCUCGUGCGCUGCAGGUGCUGGACGCUGUCUCGCGAUUUUCGGGCUGCUGAUCCUCGUGCAGAUGCCCGGGGCUCUGAUGUCCAACACGGAGAGCGACUGUUUGACUGAAGAUGACAAAGGAUGUGAAGGUAUGUCCGAGAGGAAAACUGACCUUCAUAUGUGUGAUGAAUAUAGUUGUUCUUUCGGAGGAAUCUGCAGGGACAACGGAUCACACCUGGAGUGUCUUUGCCAGUUUCAGUGUCCACAGAGUUUUGAUCCAGUAUGUGGGUCUGAUGGUGACACAUAUCAUAGUGAAUGUUUCCUAAGACAAACUGCCUGUGAACAGCAGACCAGAAUCACUGUAAUUACAGAAGGACACUGUCAUGACGAUGCUGAAUCGGCAUCAGGGGAUACAGAUCUGGAGAGUUCAGGACUGGAGCCCAGCAGAUACUCUAAGUGUUCUAGCUGCAAGUUUGGAGCAGAGUGUGAUGAAGACUCUGAAGGCAUAUGGUGUGUAUGUAAUAUAGACUGCAGUGGAUAUAAUAUGAAUCCAGUUUGUGGAUCAGAUGGACAGUCAUACAGUAAUCCAUGUCAGAUCAGAGAAGCUUCCUGCUUGAAACAAACUCAGAUUAAUGUCAAACACCUUGGGCUAUGUCCAGAUUCAGUGGUAUUAGUGGGUGGAGUCAGUGUGGGCGGAGCAAUGCCCUGUGCUGAAAUCAACAGCAGCUUUUGUGUGCAUGGAACCUGUGAGAUGAAAAAUGAUCUGCCAACAUGCAGGUGUGAUGUGGGGUUCUCCGGUAUGCACUGUGAACAAAGAGACUUCAGUGAGUUGUAUGUGGUGCCCAAUGGACAGAAGCUCCAGUAUGUCCUGAUUGCUGUGAUCAUCGCUGCUGUACAGAUCAGCAUCAUCAUCGCUAUCAUAAUAUGCAUCACAAGGAUUCAUCCAAAAAAGCCACGGAAACAGAAACAGAACCUGGGUCACUUUCCCAAAGAUGGAGGACGCAGGACUGUAUAGCUGCUGAUAACUUAAACAGAAACGCACAAACUGUUCACUCUUAAAACUCUUUUUUGUACCUUACCAUACAUACUACUCAUCUACUCCCAUCACAUACACACUCCCCAAUAGCUUCUUCAUACUCAAAUACUUGUACACUCUCUCUGAAGCUUUUUAUAAUUUUAUCUUUCAGCAUUGAUAUUUCAGUGGCCUUAUUCCGCCUUGUCACCAAUAGUUUUUUUAUUUUAAAAUCUCUACAUUCCCAGUUUUCUCUCCUCUUCACAGUUUUGCCUUUUUCAUCUCUCUCCCUCACUUUCUUUAUAGUCCAAAUGCAGUGAAUCCACAUGGUGAAAUGUUACAUUAAGUAGAUUAUUACAUUUUCUAAAGAAUAUUGGAGUGAUGCUUGCCACGCAAAACAUGCUAGCAUGAUUCAAGGGCGUUUGUAUGCAUAUUGUCAAAGAGAUUGUGUGUUAUUACUUUCAAAAGCUAUAAGAUUUAUGAUUUUCACUUGGAGGACAAUAUAACAGGCAUACAAAUCCCAUAUUUGUAUUUAUACUGACUAAGAUAUGGUGGCCGAGACAGCUCAAUAUGCUGCAACUGAAGAAAACAUGCAAAUAGAAAAAAGUUUAUGUUGAUUUGAGUAAAGCUGUAGGAGGAGUUCGUUAAAGUACAAUAUCUGGAAAUGUGAGUAUUUGCAGUGUUGUUUCAGUAUUUGGUUGCAUUGUGAGUAUUUGUAGCGCGUUUCUGUAUUUGGUUGCGUUGUGAGUAUUUGCAGCGCGUUUCUGUAUUUGGUUGCAUUGUGAGUAUUUGCAGCGCGUUUUUGUAUUCGGUUGUGUUGUGAGUAUUUGCAACGCGUUUCUGUAUGUGGUUGCGUUUUGAGUAUUUGCAGCACGUUUCUGUAUUUGGUUGCGUUGUGAGUAUUUGCAGCACGUUUCUGUAUUUGGUUGCGUUGUGAGUAUUUGCCUGCACGUUUCUGUAUUUGGUUGCUUUGUGAGUA